Scaptodrosophila lebanonensis is the source of this 2333-nucleotide messenger RNA. Its product is annotated as cell surface glycoprotein 1. Gene Ontology annotation, molecular function: chitin binding. The transcript is spliced from 2 exons. Bases 23 to 2221 code for a protein of 732 amino acids. NCBI's taxonomy places the organism in Eukaryota, Metazoa, Arthropoda, Insecta, Diptera, Drosophilidae. The record is from RefSeq and is a predicted model, not a curated record. Gene Ontology annotation, cellular component: extracellular region.
CAAAUGGUACCCUGAAAGCAAUAUGGAGACCUUUAAACGAUUCAAUAUACUAAUUUUAUUAGCGUUAACAGUAUCUGGAAGCGCAGUGAAAAUCGAGCAAAGUGACAACUCUAAGCACGAAAUAAUUUACAAUCCUUCAAGCAGUUUGGUUGUAGAAACAAAGCGAAAUGGGGAACAAACUUUAACUAAUCCCUUAAUAAAGAAAAUUAAACAUUUGAGUUCUCCUGCAAGAGUUCUAAAUGUGACAUCGGAGGCACUUAAUUCAACAGAAGAUCCCCAACCAACCGAAGACUCAUCGACUGAGAUUCCAGAUGUCACAUCUUCUGGCCCAUCGGAAUCUACAGAAGAUCCCCAACCAACCGAAGACUCAACGACUGAGGUACCAGAUAGCACAUCUUCUGAGCCAGAGGAAACUGAUGUGACUUCGGAGGCGCCUGACUCCACAGAAGAUCCCCAACCAACCGAAGACUCAACGACUGAGGUACCAGAUAGCACAUCUUCUGAGCCAGAGGAAACUGAUGUGACUUCGGAGGCGCCUGACUCCACAGAAGAUCCCCAACCAACCGAAGACUCAUCGACUGAGAUUCCAGAUGUCACAUCUUCUGGCCCAUCGGAAUCUACAGAAGAUCCCCAACCAACCGAAGACUCAACGACUGAGGUACCAGAUAGCACAUCUUCUGGCCCUUCGGAAUCUACAGAAGAUCCCCAACCAACCGAAGACUCAACGACUGAGAUACCAGAUAGCACAUCUUCUGAGCCAGAGGAAACUGAUGUGACUUCGGAGGCGCCUGGCUCCACAGAAGAUCCCCAACCAACCGAAGACUCAACGACUGAGGUACCAGAUAGCACAUCUUCUGAGCCAGAGGAAACUGAUGUGACUUCGAAGGCGCCUGGCUCCACAGAAGAUCCCCAACCAACCGAAGACUCAACUACUGAGGUACCAGAUAGCACAUCUUCUGAGCCAGAAGAAACUGAUGUGACUUCGGAGGCGCCUGACUCCACAGAAGAUCCCCAACCAACCGAAGACUCAACGACUGAGGUACCAGAUAGCACAUCUUCUGAGCCAGAAGAAACUGAUGUGACUUCGGAGGCGCCCGGCUCCACAGAAGAUCCCCAACCAACCGAAGACUCAACGACUGAGAUACCAGAUAGCACAUCUUCUGAGCCAGAGGAAACUGAUGUGACUUCGAAGGCGCCUGGCUCCACAGAAGAUCCCCAACCAACCGAAGACUCAACGACUGAGGUACCAGAUAGCACAUCUUCUGAGCCAGAAGAAACUGAUGUGACUUCGGACGCGCCUGACUCCACAGAAGAUCCCCAACCAACCGAAGACUCAACGACUGAGGUACCAGAUAGCACAUCUUCUGAGCCAGAGGAAACUGAUGUGACUUCGGAGGCGCCCGGCUCCACAGAAGAUCCCCAACCAACCCAAGACUCAACGACUGAGGUACCAGAUAGCACAUCUUCUGAGCCAGAAGAAACUGAUGUGACUUCGGAGGCGCCUGACUCCACAGAAGAUCCCCAACCAACCGAAAACUCAACGACUGAGAUUCCAGAUGUCACAUCUUCUGGCCCAUCAGAAUCUACAGAAGAUCCCCAACCAACCGAAGACUCAACGACUGAGAUUCCAGAUAGCACAUCUUCUGAGCCCCCUAAAACAAGUACUUCUGCGCCACUUUCUUGCAGUAGCGGCGCUGACUUUUUACCAAAUCCAACCGAUUGCCAUAGGUAUAUUCGAUGCAGCCACGGCAUUGAGUAUGAUAUGGAGUGCCCUCCUAAUUUGUGGUGGGACUAUAAGGAAUUCGUUUGUUCCUAUAAUGAAAGUGCAUGCUACAACAACGUAGAUGUGAUUGACCCAAAUGAAGUAUCUUGUCAGAACGGAGCUGAUUUCAUACAACACCCAACAGAUUGCACAAUGUAUAUACAAUGCAAUCAUGGAAAGCCCCUAAUUAGAUACUGCCCAGUACCUCUGUAUUGGAACCCGGUUCACAAAUUAUGUGGUUGGUCAAAUGAAUACUGCGAAAAUUCCAACAUGAACCACAUAGAGUGUAGGGAAGGACAAUUAUACGAAAUUUAUGAGCCUAAUUGCUCAAAAUAUAUUAAAUGCUUUGGUAAUCAGGGUAUUGUAAUGAGCUGUGAUGCAGGUCGCUAUUGGAAUCCUGUGACUCAGUCCUGCGUGAAAUCUAACAAGUACUGUAAGUUUUCAAGAACGAUUUUAUAAAAACUAAGAGAAGACAAAAAAAAAAGGGAUUUAAAUGUACUUGAAUGAAAUGUUAUGUUUAUAGAUCACAAGAAAUAAUGAAAGUACAAUAAAUUUUUUCUGUUUUGUUAAA